Molecule: messenger RNA, 4275 nt
Organism: Microthlaspi erraticum
Lineage: Eukaryota; Viridiplantae; Streptophyta; Magnoliopsida; Brassicales; Brassicaceae
Source: the annotation of a GenBank genome assembly
AUGGCUGAUCCCGUUUCUCCGUAUCCGUUUCCCAGUAACGUUCACGUCGUGAGCUCGGUUACCCUCAAGCUCACGGACUCCAACUACCUCCUUUGGAAGACCCAGUUUGAGUCCUUGCUCUCAAGUCAGAAGCUUAGCGGCUUCAUUAAUGGCACGAUAGCAGCUCCUCCGGCGUCUCACACUGUCGUUGUUGGUGGUGUCCCCACCAUUGAACCUAAUCCAUUGUACGAAGCCUGGUUCUGUACGGAUCAACUCGUCCGCUCGUGGUUGUUUGGUACUCUGUCCGAGGAAGUUCUCGGUGUGGUUCACAGCCUCUCAACGUCCCGAGAGGUGUGGCUUGGUCUCGCUGAAAACUUUAACCAGAGUUCUCUGGCUCGUGAGUUUGCUCUCCGACGUAACCUUCAGUUCCUGACCAAGAAAGGGAAGACCUUGACGGAGUAUUGCAGAGAGCUCAAAACGAUCUGCGAUGCUCUUGCCUCGAUUGGAAAACCGGUGGACGAGUCAAUGAAGCUAUUCGGGUUUCUGAAUGGCUUAGGCAGGGAAUAUGAUCCAGUCUCCACAGGGAUCCAAAGAGAUUUGUCGAAGCCAAAUCCGCCGUCUUUCAACGAUGUCGUCUCGGAGAUCCAAGCAUAUGACUGCAAGCUUCAGUCUUAUGAAGUGGAAGACUCCAGUAACACACCUCUUGUCUUCAAUGCUCAAAACGCGAACCAAAACGCUUCCUUUAAGCCAGCGGUGCCAAGCUACAACCCAAAUAACAGAGGUCGUGGUCGUUAUGGUCAGAACAGAGGUCGUGGUGGUUACUCCUCUCGUGGUAGGGGGUUUCCUCAGCAUCAGACAACACAGAACAACAAUGGAGAGCGCCCGGUGUGUCAGAUUUGUGGUCGUGUUGGUCACAUAGCGGCGAAAUGCUACAAUCGUUAUGAUGAUUACCAAGCUCAUGAGACACCACAAGCAUUCACUGCUCUGCAAACUGCUGAUGCGACAGGGAAAGAGUGGUAUCCGGACUCAGGCGCAACGGCUCACAUCACUGCUACCAGGGACAACCUUCAGACCUCAACUCAGUAUGACGGUAACGAUACGAUCAUGGUAGCUGAUGGAGCGUUCCUCCCAAUCACUCAUGUUGGCUCUGCCAAUAUUGCUUCCACUACAGGUACUAUCACUCUGAAAGAUGUUUUAGUAUGUCCGGAAAUACAAAAGUCCUUACUGUCUGUGUCUAAAUUGUGUGAUGAUCAUCCGUGUGGAGUGUGGUUUGAUGCUAAUAAGGUCUGUGUGGUUGAUAUUGGUGCUCAGAAAGUGGUAGCAAAGGGGCCUCGAGUUAAAGGUCUAUAUACGUUGAAGAAUCAAGAGUUGGUGGCGCUGUAUUCAAAUCGCCAGUGUGCAGCUUCAGAGGACACUUGGCAUCAUCGGUUGGGCCACACUAACUUCAAGGUUCUUCAACAGCUUCAAAUCAGCAAGGAAAUAGUUAUAAAUAAGAGCAGACAAAACUCCAUUUGUGAGCCUUGCCAAAUGGGGAAAAGUAGUAGAUUGCAGUUUAUUUCUUCCUCCUCUCGUGUUCUAGGACCCUUAGAUCGUGUUCACUGUGAUCUAUGGGGACCCUCGCCUAUUGUAUCCACUUUGGAAUUUAAGUACUAUGCAGUGUUUAUCGAUGAUUACUCAAGGUUCUCGUGGUUUUAUCCGUUGCGUGCUAAAUCAGAGUUCUAUUCCGUUUUCACUGCAUUUCAAAAGCUGGUUGAAACACAAUUUAGUACAAAGAUCAAAGUUUUUCAAAGUGAUGGUGGAGGAGAAUUCAUAAACAAACGGCUGCAAUCGCAUUUUGUUGAGUGUGGUAUAAAACACUUAGUCUCAUGUCCUUAUACACCUCAACAAAACGGUUUGGCUGAGAGGAAGCAUCGACAUUUAGUGGAGCUUGGGUUGUCUAUGCUCUUUCAUAGUAACACGCCUCUGAGUUAUUGGGUAGAAGCAUUCUUCUCAGCAAAUUUCAUCUGCAAUCUACUACCUAUGGACGUGUUGGAGAAUUGUAGUCCAUUUGAGGUCUUGUUCGGGAAGAAACCAGAAUACUCAAUGUUGAGGGUCUUUGGCUCGGCUUGUUACCCGUAUCUACGUCCCUUGGCCGAUCACAAACUCGAACCGAGAUCACUCCAAUGUGUCUUUAUCGGUUAUAGCUCACAACACAAAGGAUAUCGCUGUCUAUAUCCACCAACUGGGAAGACUUAUAUCUGCAGGCAUGUUGUGUUCGACGAAGAGUGCUUUCCGUUCAAGGCUCAGUAUGAAUCCUUGGUGCCUCGCUAUCACAGCAAACUGUUAAGUGCUUGGCAACUGUCAACAAGUCAAGCAACAGAAGAACAGAGGACUGAGACUCAAAUCUCACGAGCUUUGCCUGUACCAUCAAGGCAACUGACUCAGGAACCUACUGUGGAAGAUCAUCCGACUCCUGAGCCUAUUAAUGAAGCUCCAUCCGACACAGAAUCCGUAGAUGCCGCUCCAGUAGAAAACCAGCAUCCAAUGGUGACUAGAGCAAAAGCUGGAAUAAUCAAGCCAAACACUCGCUAUAUACUUCUUGCUAAUAAAUUCACUCCUGCAACACCAAAGUCUAUAGCUGAGGCAAUGAAACAUCCAGGGUGGAAUGUGGCAGUAAUGGAUGAAAUGGGGAGAAUUCAUAUGUUACACACGUGGUCGUUGGUUCCGAGAACAGAAGAUAUGAAUGUUUUGAGCAGUAAGUGGGUGUUUACGCCGAAGAUGAAACCAAAUGGAGAGCUAAACAAGUUGAAAGCUCGUCUAGUUGCUAAAGGGUUUGAGCAGGAAGAAGGGUUGGAUUAUCUUGAGACAUUCAGUCCAGUGGUACGCACGGCAACGAUCAGGAUGAUCUUAGAUGUUGCUAUUGCGAGAGAUUGGCCGAUAAAACAGUUGGAUGUGUCAAAUGCUUUCCUACAUGGUGAGUUAAAGGAGCCAGUCUAUAUGUUUCAACCAGCAGGAUUUGAAGAUCCAGAGAGACCAGAUUAUGUCUGCAAGCUCACCAAAGCCCUAUAUGGCCUUAAACAAGCACCUAGGGCAUGGUUUGAUACAUUCAGCAACUACAUAAUCGAUUAUGGGUUCACUUGCAGCAAAUCAGACCCGUCUCUGUUUACCUACUAUCGUAAUGGGAAAUCAAUGGUUCUUCUCAUGUACGUUGACGACAUGUUGCUAACAGGCAGUGAUCAAGCCCUGUUACAAGAUCUGCUCACGUGUCUCAACAAACCUUUUUCAAUGAAAGACCUCGGAAGACCUCAUUACUUCCUUGGUGUGGAGAUAGAGUCUUAUAAUGGUGGGAUGUUCUUACAUCAAACAGCGUAUGCUAAAGAGAUUCUCCAUCAUGCUUCCAUGUCAGACUGUAACUCAAUGCCUACACCGCUGCCUCUGCAAUUGGAUGAUCUGAACUCAGAGCCGUUCUCAGAACCAACGUACUUCCGGAGUCUUGCUGGUAAAUUACAGUAUCUCACCAUCACACGCCCAGACAUUCAGUUUGCAGUGAACUUUGUUUGCCAAAGGAUGCAUUCACCAACUGUCUCCGACUUCAAUCUCUUGAAACGCAUCCUGAGGUACAUCAAGGGUACAAUAAACAUGGGUCUCCACAUCAAGAAAGACAAGAAAAUGGUGCUGCAUGCUUACUGCGACAGUGAUUACGCUGGUUGUAAGGACACAAGAAGAUCAACUUCAGGUUUUUGUACAAUGUUGGGUUCCAACUUGAUUUCUUGGUCCGCAAAACGUCAACAAACAGUCUCAAAGUCAUCCACUGAAGCAGAAUACAGAGCCUUAACAGCUGCUGCCCAGGAGAUCACGUGGUUGUCAUUUCUUCUAAGAGAUCUUGGUGUUGAACAGAAGGAAGCUACGGUGUUGAAAUGCGAUAAUAAGUCGGCAGUGUAUCUCAGUACUAAUCCCGCACUCCACAACCGAUCUAAGCACUUUGACACUGAUUAUCACUACGUUCGGGAACAAGUGGCUCUGGGGUUGAUCGAGACUCAACAUGUUCCGGCUACACAGCAACUCGCCGAUAUAUUCACCAAGUCCUUGCCAAAGAAGUCAUUCAAGGAGUUGAGAAGCAAACUUGGUGUAGCUGAAUCACCCACACUAAGUUUGAGGGGGGCUGAGAGUGAGUGUGUCAAGGCCCAAGAAAGUGUCCAAGCCCAUUCAGCUGUGAAGGAGAAAAGGACAAAACCUGCAAAAGAGAAAAUCGUAGAGGAAGAAAAGAUGCUCACCUUUAACAGAUUUGAAUCCUUGGUUUCAGCUAAUAUAGAGUGA